Molecule: messenger RNA, 1339 nt
Organism: Pteropus alecto (black flying fox)
Lineage: Eukaryota; Metazoa; Chordata; Mammalia; Chiroptera; Pteropodidae
Gene: RNASEH2C
Product: ribonuclease H2 subunit C
Exons: 6
Coding region: 84-1187 (367 amino acids)
Biological process (GO): RNA catabolic process
Cellular component (GO): ribonuclease H2 complex
Source: RefSeq, a predicted model, not a curated record
UGUCCUCGGCCUCCCGACAGGCUUCGCGCGAAUUUCGCGCCAGCUUUGGCCUUUUCCAGCGAGCCAGGGAGUCGCGGCGGAGAAUGGAGAACAUCGACGAGGAAGACGUGCAGAAGCACCGCGUCCACCUGCGCCCCAUCACUCUGCGCAACGCCGCCCCGGCCACGCUGCACCUCCUGCCCUGUGAGGUCCCGGUUAACCGGCCCGCUCCUGUGGAGCGCUUCUUCACCCCGGCCAUCCGCCAGGGUCCUGACGGACUCCAAGUGUCGUUUCGUGGUCGCAAACUACGGGGCGAGGAGGUGGAGGUGCCGUCCGGCCUCGAGGGAUACGUAAUGGUGAUGGAAGAGAAAGGAGAGGUGUUGGUGGGGAAGCAGGACUUCUCGGAGGGUUCAGAGAAUGACGAGCAAGAGGAGCAGGGACUGGUGGAACCCCCGGAGGCGCUGGAGCGGGACUUCGACCGCUUUAUCGGAGCCUCUGCCAGGUUUAGCCACUUCACCCUGUGGAACCUGGAGACCUUUCCUGGCCCGGAUGCCAAAGUGCGUGCGGCCCUAACCUGGCCCAGCCUCGCUGCAGCGAAAUCCAAUAGUAAAGGUGACUCCUGUGGCAGAUUCAUGCACCAGUGCCGGAGGACUGAGAGCCCGAGCUUGAAAUUGAAAGCCACCGAUCCCCUCACCCCAAUAAACCAGCUCUUCCCUUUGGAGCCACUGAUUCCAUCAUCCCCAAUAAACCAGCUCUUCACAGCACCUAUCCCCAGAGCCCCGGGAGUGAGAAAGCUUGGGAACAGACAGGCCCCGCCAUACACCCUCAGAGUCUUCAUUCUCCCUGGCAGGGCCUGGGAUGUCUCCACCACCAGAAGCCCCUCCUCACCCUGUCACAACCAGCCUCAUGUUGGACCGCAGCCCUGUCUGCUCCCUCUCUUUGGAGCAUCUUUAUCAGCCAUUCUUGCCUUCUUACUCAAUCUUGUGACUUUUCCACCAAGCAACCUGGUGGUGAGAGGGAGAGACUGGUGCUUUGGAGAGAGGAAGCACGGAAUAAGAAGGGGAUGCUGGGUUCCUACUCAACCUAGCUGGGUCCGCAGUACGUGGAGAGUCCUGACAGAUCAAGCAGAGACCACACCGGUCUCCUCAGCUGGCGGGAACUCCGACCCCGCCCCAGUGAACACCCACCCACCCUGUCUGCCAUGCUGAGCGCACCUCCCUGCUGGCCCCACUAAGGUCUGACCUCCAAGGCACAGACUGAGUUUAAGCAUCUGCCUGCUUUAGCACACUGAAGGCUUCCUGAAGAUGUGACCCCACCUUGCUAUCAUUCUGCCAAAUAAAAUUUCUCAAAUGGACCACGA